This is a messenger RNA of Lonchura striata (white-rumped munia), 1548 nucleotides long. Lineage: Eukaryota; Metazoa; Chordata; Aves; Passeriformes; Estrildidae. The record is from RefSeq and is a predicted model, not a curated record.
UGCCGCCCUCAGAAGAUGCACUUCAGCACCGUCACCAGGGACAUGGAAGCUAUCUCCAGCCCCUGGCUCACCCAGCUGUCCCAUUUUUGCGAUGUUGCAGCUUUCACGGCCAACAGCCUGAGCAGCCUGAACGCCUCCGGGGGGUACCACCUCUCCCCCUCCCCGGGGGACCCGUACGGACAGCAUGAGCCGCCGCACUACGAGCCUUGCACGGCUCAGCAGCACCCGCACCCGCCGCCCCAGCCCCAGCACGGCUAUCCUUUCGGCGGGGCGGCGGCGGCGGCCGGGACCAACCCGCCGCCCCCAGGCCCCGAGCAGCCCGAGGGCGCCGGUGGAGCCGCUGCCGGGCCGAACGCAGUCUCGGGCUGCUCUGCGGGGGCUGCCGCCGCGGCCAAGGCGCCGGUGAAGAAGAACCCGAAGGUGGCAAACGUGAGCGUCCAACUAGAGAUGAAGGCGUUGUGGGACGAGUUCAACCAGCUGGGCACCGAGAUGAUCGUCACCAAGGCAGGCAGGCGCAUGUUCCCCACCUUCCAGGUGAAGAUAUUCGGGAUGGACCCUAUGGCUGAUUACAUGCUCCUUAUGGAUUUUGUCCCGGUGGAUGACAAGCGAUACCGGUACGCCUUCCACAGUUCCUCCUGGCUGGUGGCCGGCAAAGCCGACCCCGCCACCCCCGGGAGAGUCCAUUACCACCCGGAUUCCCCGGCCAAAGGGGCGCAGUGGAUGAAGCAGAUCGUUUCCUUCGAUAAGCUCAAACUAACCAACAAUUUGCUGGAUGACAACGGGCAUAUCAUUUUGAACUCCAUGCACAGAUACCAGCCGCGUUUUCACGUGGUCUACGUGGACCCCCGGAAAGACAGCGAGAAGUACGCGGAGGAGAACUUCAAAACUUUCGUCUUCGAGGAGACGCGCUUCACGGCAGUGACCGCCUACCAGAACCACCGGAUCACGCAGUUGAAGAUUGCAAGCAACCCUUUUGCCAAGGGAUUCAGAGACUGUGACCCUGAGGACUGGCCCAGGAACCACAGGCCAGGGCCUCUUCCUCUCAUGAGCGCUUUUGCCAGAUCCCGGAAUCCAGUCUCUUCUCCAGCCCACCAGAAUGGGACAGAGAAAGAUGCUGCCGAGAGCCGGCGGGAGUUCGAGCGGGAGGCAGGCGGGACGGCGCUGCACCAGGCCGAGGCCGCGCACCAGCAGCUCAUGUCCCGCGUGCUCAGCCCGGCGCUGCCGGGCGGAGGCGGCGGGCUGGUGCCGCUGGCCGGGGCGGGCGGCGGCCGGCCCAGCCCGCCGCACCACGAACUGCGCCUGGAGCCCGCCGCGUCGGAGCCGCUGCACCACCAUCCCUACAAGUAUCCGCCGGCGGCGGCCGCCGCCUACGACCACUACCUGGGGGCGAAGAGCCGGCCCGCCCCCUACCCCCUCCCCAGCAUCCGCGGGCACAGCUACCACCACCACCAUCACCACCACAUGAACGCGGCGGCCGCGGCGGCGGCGGCUGCCAACAUGUACUCGCCGGCAGGAGCACCCGCCGGCUACGACUACGGGCCCCGGUAA